AUGGCCGGCGUCCUAUAUAUUGAUACUUCGUUCACAAAGAUUGUUGUGAAACCUGUCCACCCUACUUUCGGGGCUGAGGUGCAGGUGUCUGACUGGAACAACCUUGACGAUGACGCUAUCCGGGAGAUCAGUAGCGCAGCUAACAAGUAUGGCUUCUGCAUUUUCCGCAACACCGGCCUAGAUGAUAAAGGGCAUGUGGAAUUCUCGUUAAGGCUAGGCGACCUCGACAAUAUGAAACGAUUUAUUACCGGCGAGCGCAAACUACGGUACCCGUAUUUUGAGCUUUUCGACGCUGGGAACAUUGCAGAUGAUGGCUCUCUUCUAGAUCCUGAGAGCCCUCGUGGUCAUACUAAUCGCCUUUCGUCGACUUGGUUCCCCGAGUACUUCAAGAACUUGGAUCCUAGCAAGUUUCCCAUGGCUCGCCACCGGCUUGCUCAGAUUCACGAAGGAAGCGGCCGCGUGAAUCUCUACGUCGGCGCGCAUCUCCACCAUAUCGAAGGUCUCCCAGAUGAUGAAUCCACCAGGCUACGUGACACGCUAAACAAGCAUGUUACGCAGCCUAAGUACGUGUACACUUUCCACUGGGAGCAACCCGGUGACAUCAUUAUGUGGGACAACCGCGCUCUUCUGCACCGCGCGAUGGGUGGAUCCUUUGCUGGCAAGUACCGUCGUGAUCUUCGUCGAACAACCGUUCACGACGAUAGUGCCAGUGCCUGGGGUCUUAAUGACACUGAGGGGGCCACUGGGCUUGGCUAUCAGCUUACCGCGAAAACACUCGAUACGCCCGAGGUGACACCCGCAACUAGCACGGCUGCCCCCGUUGCUGUUACUGCGGCCUCCUAA
Messenger RNA from Parascedosporium putredinis, 843 nucleotides. The record is from the annotation of a GenBank genome assembly. NCBI's taxonomy places the organism in Eukaryota, Fungi, Ascomycota, Sordariomycetes, Microascales, Microascaceae.